UCUCCGGAGACGUCGUCAAGGUAGCCAACGCUGUCGACGCUGUCGCCAACAAAUCCCCUCUCGUAUUUCCAAGAGUCUCGCGAGGCUCUCUAGAUAUACUGGUCUCUUCCCCCAGUUGCCAGCAUGUUCUGCCUCCGCAGCUGGCUCCCCCUGCUUUUCAUUCCGACCAACGCCUCCCCCGCCUUCAUAUUCUUGUUCUUCGUCUGCACCUACUUCCUCAACCGGCCGUGCGUCUACUGCUCGUUCCUCCUGCUCAUCCUCUUCCUGACCUCAUGCAACUGGUCCGACCGAUGCUUCUUCGACUUUGGCAGUAACUGGUUCCUCCCGCGGCCCCUCGGCAGCCACGACUAUGUCCCCAUGUCCACGAGCGGGGACGGUGCGGCGAACAUGACGAGGCCGGACGACCUGAACGCGACCGUGUCGGUGGCGGUUGCUGAGAUGGUGAACACUACCGCCGGGGCGUUGGCGGGCAUUCUCUCGGAUCGCCUCACGGGGGCCAGGGCCGAAUGGACUGGACUUGGUAUCGAGUGGUUGCGGAGUUUGCUCGGAAAGCGCGAGUGGAGGAUCGAUUGUUUGGACGUCUACAUACGAUUAUAGUGUCUUGCUCUUUGCUAAAUUGGAGUUAUGGUAUCAUGAUAAUACGGCCAUCGCGCCGGGAUUUGGGAAUGGACAACAUAGGACAUCGCCGCGGUGUUCACAUGGCAGACUGCGAAAGGGAAGUCCCACGACGAUGGUAAUUCUACGCGUCAGAAAUAGCACGCACGAAAUAUACUUUGUCGGUUUACCAGGCCUUGUUAUUGUUCCGCAACUCCGUGCCUCAGCUAACGGAUGAAGCAAGUUCGACGAGAAAUACAAUCCGUGGGCACCCCGAGACUAGCUGGGGACCGAGGGAGGUUCUCUAUCUAAAGAAACGUGCGCCUGAACCGAAACCGAGACCACCUUGGGUAUGUAAGGAAAGAGGAAAGGAAAGAGGAGAGAAACCGAGAGAAG
Messenger RNA from Phialemonium atrogriseum, 990 nucleotides. RefSeq names its product bladder cancer-related protein BC10-domain-containing protein. Bases 124 to 597 code for a protein of 157 amino acids. NCBI's taxonomy places the organism in Eukaryota, Fungi, Ascomycota, Sordariomycetes, Cephalothecales, Cephalothecaceae. The transcript is spliced from 2 exons. The record is from RefSeq and is a predicted model, not a curated record.